Bombyx mandarina (wild silkworm) is the source of this 1508-nucleotide messenger RNA. It is a transcript of the gene Idh3b, whose product is annotated as isocitrate dehydrogenase [NAD] subunit beta, mitochondrial. The record is from RefSeq and is a predicted model, not a curated record. Lineage: Eukaryota; Metazoa; Arthropoda; Insecta; Lepidoptera; Bombycidae.
AAUCUGUGAGGUUACCUUUGCUUGCUAGGAAAGGAGCUCCAUAAAUAAUUUAAUAAAAAAUAUAUAUAUUUAACAAACGUUUUUAUCAAAUUCAAACAUGUCCUUUCUUAGCAGGAAUAUUUUUCGAGCUGUUAUGCAGGGAUCUCAACAUGUUGGAAAGGGUGUACACACAAGUUCGGUAACAACAGAGAAAAAUGUAUGUUAUGCACCAUUUGGAGCCCUGCAACCGAGGGCAACAAAGGAAGGUCGUAUCAAAUGCACCUUGAUUCCUGGGGACGGUGUAGGUCCUGAGCUUGUCUACGCUGUACAAGAAGUUUUCAAGGCGGCCAGCAUUCCAGUGGACUUUGAAUCCUUUUUCUUUUCUGAAGUGAAUCCAACACUUAGUGCACCACUCGAAGACGUCGUAAACUCUAUCGCUGUUAACAAGAUUUGUAUCAAGGGUAUCUUAGCCACUCCUGACUUCUCUCACACUGGCGAGCUACAGACCCUAAACAUGAAGCUCCGUAAUGCCCUGGAUCUUUACGCUAACGUGGUACACGUGAAGUCAUUGCCCAACGUGAAGUGCAGGCACCAGGACGUGGACUGCAUCAUCAUCAGAGAACAGACCGAAGGAGAGUACUCAGCUUUGGAACAUGAAUCCGUUCCCGGCGUGGUGGAGUGUUUGAAGAUCAUCACCGCAGCGAAAUCCGAGCGUAUUGCGAAAUUCGCUUUCGACUACGCCGUGAAGAUGGGCCGCAAGAAGGUGACCGCCGUCCACAAGGCCAACAUCAUGAAGCUGGGCGACGGACUGUUCCUGCGCAGCUGCGAGGAGAUGGCCAAAUUAUACCCUCGCAUCCAGUUCGAGAAGAUGAUCGUGGACAACUGCACGAUGCAGAUGGUGUCCAACCCGAACCAGUUCGACGUGAUGGUGACUCCGAACCUGUACGGGAACAUCGUGGACAACCUGGCCAGCGGGCUGGUGGGCGGCGCCGGCGUAGUCGCGGGGGCCUCCUACAGCGCUGACUGCGCGGUCUUCGAACAGGGAGCAAGACACAUCUUCUCCGGCGCCGUAGGCAAGAACAUCGCGAACCCGACCGCCAUGCUGCUCUGCUCCGCCAACCUCCUGGCGCACGUCAACCUGCCGCAGUACUCGAAGAUGAUCAAGAACGCCAUCAAUAAAGUUCUGAAAGACGCCAAAGUGCGAACAAAAGAUCUUGGCGGUCAGUCCACCACCAAAGACUUCACAAACGCGGUCAUUCACAGUCUCUCCUAAAAGUUGCCUGGAAAAUUAUUUUAGUCUCUUUUGACACUCGCCCGUGUCGCUACUAACAUAAAAAUGUAGUGUAACAUUUAUAGAAGAAGAUCAUUAUUUUUUUUUGUAGCAAAAUCAUAUUUGAACAUACUAACAAUCUACAUCGUGCGUUCUAUGUUGUAAAAUAAAUUAAUCAAAUGUUAAGUUGUUUUAAGUAAUAAUCUCUACUAGUGGUCCCGCAGUAGUCGAAAUUCGACUAUAAUUAAUUGGAAGUGUA